AUGUCGGCGACUAUACUUGGCAACCCUACAAAUUCUGAUAUUCCCGAGAAUCAGAACAAUGCCAGUAGCAAUCAUUUAGUCGGCGGAGAAAUUCCUCAUGAAGUUCUGCGUUCUCUGUAUCUCAAAGAUGUGACAGCCAACGGUCAAACAGAAGGGCUUGUCGCCUUCACGAGGGCUCAGGAAGACUUCCCAGCUGUCAAACGAUUGAACCCAUUGAAUAAGAAGCGUAUCUUGGUAACUGGUGGCGCCGGCUUUGUUGGAUCUCAUUUGGUGGAUCGCCUGAUGCUCAUGGGGCACGAUGUUAUUUGCGUCGACAAUUACUUCACCGGUUCGAAGGUGAAUAUCGUGCAUUGGAUUGGCCAUCCAAAUUUUGAAAUGAUACGGUAUGCAAGGAGAAAAACUACUCUCUUCUCAUUCAAAGCCGUAUAA
Molecule: messenger RNA, 429 nt
Organism: Morchella sextelata
Lineage: Eukaryota; Fungi; Ascomycota; Pezizomycetes; Pezizales; Morchellaceae
Exons: 2
Coding region: 1-429 (142 amino acids)
Biological process (GO): D-xylose metabolic process
Cellular component (GO): cytoplasm
Molecular function (GO): NAD+ binding; UDP-glucuronate decarboxylase activity
Source: RefSeq, a predicted model, not a curated record